This is a messenger RNA of Macrosteles quadrilineatus (aster leafhopper), 951 nucleotides long. RefSeq lists its product as uncharacterized. The coding region runs from base 121 to 924 and encodes 267 amino acids. Lineage: Eukaryota; Metazoa; Arthropoda; Insecta; Hemiptera; Cicadellidae. The transcript is spliced from 2 exons. The record is from RefSeq and is a predicted model, not a curated record.
GUUCAAAGCAAUAAAAUAACGUGUAUUUGUCCUGAUCGUGCUAUCUGGCGUGACUGUUUAUGUACAAAGGUAACCUACUAUAAAAGUUAAAUUUAAUUUUACCAUAUUAUAAUCAUAGCAAUGUUCACAUAUAUUUCCGUCUUUUUUACAAUUUUGGCAUUUGUCAACACACAAUCAUGGUGGCCAAGAGAGAGUGAUGACUAUGAUCAUGACUACGAUUACGAACAACAUGAAGCUUAUCCCUCCUACAGCAGAAAAACACCUCCAGAACAAUUCGACAGCUAUGAAAUCGACGAAUCACUCCCGGCAUAUCAACCCGAAAGCUAUGAAUUUGACAAAUCAUCCUCUCCAGAACUACCCGACAGCUAUGAAACUGACGAAUCAUCUUAUCCAGAACUACCCGACAGCUAUGAAACUGACGAAUCAUCCUCUUCAGAACUACCCGACAGCUAUGAAACUGACGAACCAUCCUCUUCAGAACUACCCGACAGGUAUGAAACUAACGAAUUGUCCAAAGAGUCAGGUUUUGAAAAGGAACUCUUGCGUGACAUGGUACAUAUCAUCAGCGUAGAAGCCAAGGACUUCGUUAGAAGAAUUGAGAUGCAAGUUGAGAAGAGGUGUAAAGGAAAACGAAGCAUCAUAUGUGAAGCUGUACCUAAAGGGCUGUACUUGUUGGAACGUCUAAUUGAUACACUGAUGCAUCAGCUUGCUUUAGACCCCCGCAAAACACGGUCCUCCUUCGGGACACGCGAAAUCAAGAAUGAACUAGCCAAUAUAACCAGUGAGAUUCAGAAGUUCAUGCAUAAAACUAUAAGCAAGGUGCGAGGUAUCUGUGGAGGAAGCAACAGUGCUGUAUGCAACGCCUACCUAAAAGGCAUUGGGCUGGUGGAAAACGUCAUUGGAAAACUAUCGAAUAUAGCAUGAUAAAUAAAUGUUGAAGGAAUAAUCGAA